ACUAUAGCGAACUCCAACUUCCAAGGUGGAGAACUUUAAUCGUGCUGCCCAUCACACACGUGAGAACGCGAGGAGUACAGUUCACCUGCCGUGCUUUGUCAUGGGAUUUGAAGUAUUUGUGCCAAUGUGUACAUUGCCCUUUCUUCCCGAGCAAAUACCACCAUUGCUCAUUCGACCCUCGGUCCACCAAAGGGAGCAUACGAAAUGAAAGAAGCAGAGAAAAAGAGAGGAAGAGUUUAUUGAGCGAGCACUCUAGAAACUGAAAGUCAUCACCACCACCACCAGACUCUUGAAAUUGAUUUUUUUUUGGUAACAAAUCUUUUGAAUUGUGCUCUUUGGUCAUUGCAUGCAUUGAGUGAAGUACUAGUACCGAAUCAUCCCCGUAUGCGGACUCCUAUUCGAUUUAAAAUUUGGAACACUGAAUAUUUAUCAGAUGAGCCAAGUUACGGGGACUACCACUGCCUGACGCCUGACACCAUUAUAUAUAUUUUUGGGAAACUUUGGAAUCUCCACCAUUUUCAGCAAGGCAUCGUGGGGGUAUAAAGUGUUCGGAAAUUCUGCUACUGGAUUGAGUAUAGAUCUAGACACAAUGGAGGUGACACUUGCAGAGGAGAUUGAGAGCGGGAGGAAAACUUUGUUAGAGAACUGUGAUAAUUUGGAACAGAUAGCAAACUACUGCGAGGACAACUAUGUGAAGGCAAAGGACAAGAAGGUGGCUCUGGAGGAGACGAAGAACUUUACGACUCAGUCGUUAGCCAGUGUGGCCUACCAGAUAAACACCCUUGCGACGAGUAUGCUUCAGAUGCUAGAUUGCACGGCAACGAAGCUCGGCGACAUGGAUUCGAACAUGAAUCAAAUCAAUCUGGCCAUAGACUUAAACAAUGACCGAAUCGCCCGACAGACUUUCAGGAGCUCCCUGUUGACACCAAAGGACCACACCCGAUCCCGGAAGCUCACCAAACCUGAUAACCCGCCGUCUUUCAAACAGGUGAUCAAGUACGUGUCCACACCCGUCGACUACGGAAGCCUCGAUGACGUCGGGCAUGGUUUGAAAUUUGGGCAGCCUUCGUCGUCACCCAGGGGGUCGAGAUCGGGCUCGUUGAGGAGUGAAUCAAGUAUCGGAUCGGGGAAGAACAGCUUGAGACAGAAGAGUUCCAAAAAGAGCGUACGAUCACCAAUCUCAAUCCCAUCGCCAACACCUUCCACAAACUCGCUGCAGCCGCCAGUAUUCACCCAUGAGAUGUAUCUGGACAACAGCUUCCAUUCUGACAACUCUGAUCGUUUACCUCCGCCGCCAUCGCCACCGCCAUCGCCACCGCCACCUCCGGCUCCAUCUUCCUUCCCUCCCUCUCCCCACCAAGUAUCCGAUGGCCAAGAUUCGGUAAAGAAUCAAGAAGAACAAGGCAUCAAGCUGGCGUCACAACAGCCACCGAGACCAACGUCGCUGAUGCUGUCCCAAUCCCCGUCUCCCCGUUCACCAAGUUCAGGUUCUGCUAAUAAUUCGAGCCAUAUGCUGAACAUUCCUGGUGACGAAAGGUCCUCGAGGAGCCCCGGUAAAACGCGGAAGGCCACGGUGAGUCGGAAGGCUAGCCGAUCACCCCGACCAACCAGUAGACCACCACCGCCACCAUCGGAAGCACCACCAACGGCAUCACCAUCAGCGUCGGGUCAUAUCAUGUCAUCAGAGGCAUCGAACCCUCUCUACUUCUCGGAAUCAGGUGCCAGUUACCCACCUCCUGCUCCGGCUCCUACACCAAGCGAUGGCCCAACGUCUCCACCAAUAAUUGGUGGACCGCCACCACCACCUCCUCCACCGCCACCCAUUGGUGGUGUAAAGUCACCAUCCAUUAGCAACCACCAACAGCAAUCCAUCCCGUCGGCGGAAAAGAAACCACCAGCCCAGGCAACCAUGAACUUUGCAGAUCAACUCAAGCAACGGUUGGUGAAGCUUGAAUCAGGCAAGGAGGCUGGAGGAGAUCAAACCCUUGAAACAAGCAAGAAACGAGAUGAGCCAAACAACAAUCGUCCAGUCUAUAGUCAACCGCCACCUACGACAGCAGUUGAACGUAACCCUGCUACCGAUUUCAGGUCGGCAGAUGGUAAAGUACUGAAUGCAGACAGAACUGAAUUCAUCUCCCAAGAAACACCGAAAUGGGCGCCAUCCGAGUUCUUAUGGAAAGGUGUGGCGCUCUUUGACUACAAGGCGAUGAACGUUGACGAGAUGACAUUCAAGGAGGGUGACGUCAUAUACUUGACUCAUGAUUUCAAGGAUGGAUGGCUAGAGGGUGUGUGUAAUGGCUACCGGGCGAUGGUACCGGGGAACUACGUCGGGCAAAUGCCCUAGCAAUGAUGGCAUUCAGUCAGACGAUGACCCUGUACGAUUCAUCUGCAGCAAUGAAAAGACAAUCAAGAAGCUUUCAAUCCAAGAGUUUUUCCACAGAUUAAUGUUUCAUUUCUUAACUGUUGCCAAUCAGAGGAUUUUUGAAAGGAUCUUAUAAGGGAGCUUUUGCUCCAACGCCCCACGACGGAUUCAAGAACAUAGAAAAUGUAUCGUCAAAUGCCCUUCGUUACAAUGAACAACCAAGAAGUCUUUAUCGAAAAUAGGUGAAUCAAAACAGCAGUUUUGUUCUGCGUCUCGUAACACAAAGUUUAGCGAUUAAUCGUACGCUUGAUAUAGUCAAUGCAAUCAAUCGUAAAAGAAUGUUCGACGGUGAUUGGUAAGCUUUGUGAUAUACGGGCCCCUGGGCCCCGUCUUACAAAGAGUUACAACUGAUCCGGUCAACCACAACUAUGGAAAGCAAGCAACGUCAACAUCUGAAAUGCAUGUUUGUUCAAAAUAUUUUCUAACUAUGAUGUACAUUCAUACAUGCAUGGUUUUCUUGAAAAUUCAUUGUGCUUCUUUUUGUUUACAAAGAACAUUUUUCAAAUUUAUCUUUGUAAGACGGGGUCCUUGAGACUGGACAAACAACAUAAUUUGCAAUAUUUCGUCAGCUCCGAACAAAACUUAUUAUCUUAUGUUGCUUUCACAAAGAGGCUCAAGAAAUGUCAUGGCAGGGGCAGGAGUCUUCAAGUUUACUAUUUAAAAAAAAAACCUUGCAUUUCCAGCCAUUCCUCAUAUCUAUUCUCCUACCAUCCGGAUUCAACUCCUAUUUUCACCCGGAUCCGGAUAUAUUUGGAUAAUGGACAUACUGUAUAAAUUCGCAGCGCGCGGUUAUAUAGCUAUCAUACUCUUCACAUGAUUUUUAGCUUGAAAUAAAAGUACUUUAAAUGUAUUUUAUUGCAAGCUUCUAUAAACACCGAUAUAUACUGUAUAUUUGAAUUGCAUUCGCAUUGUAUCAUGGCCGACGUGCUUUAAAGUUUUUUUUGGGGGGAUGCCAAUCCUUGCAAUCAUUGGAACUUGGCAUGACAUACCGUAGAUGUCGCUCUUUUGAAAUAUGCUUCGAACAGAAUGGGCAAUUUAGAAUAUUAGGUACAUUAUGAUGAGGCUAGCCUAUUGUUCUAAGCAGACGGGAAUCAGAUACAAAACUUGGAUACACGCCGUACGCAGGGGGCGCGGAACGACAUUCAAAGUGUCCAUUUUUUUCCAUUUUCUACAUUGGAAAAGCACCCUUCCGAGAUUCACGGCUAUUGUCAUGGACAGAACUCAGAGGUUAGACUUUCUGUUUCUGUUUGUUUCUGUUUAUGGUAACUCCCGUGGGAACUCGACAGGAGUAAACGCCAAGCUGGUGCUAUAACCAAAACAUUUUACGUCUAGGUUAAUCAGUCAUAGUGGCUGACGUUAUGAAAGGACAGAUAUUACUCCCGGGUCUUUUCAUUAAAGUGGAGACAACGGCAGUGGGGAUUCGAACUCAAAACCUUGCGAUUAUGAGUCCAAAUGCUCUAACCACUGGACCACAUGGCCCGACUUCUUGUGCCAGGAAUGGAAUGUUGUCAAGCCAAAAACUCAGAUAAAACGACCGUUCACUUUAUAUAUACUGUAUACAUUAAAAAAUUAAUUAAAAGGAACAAAUAUUUUGGGAAAAUGCGUCUGACCGAUACAAAUUGGCAAUAUUAAUCAAAUUCUGGUAUAAUAAUAAAAAAAUGUUGAUAUUGAUUGUUUUGUCGGUCGGAUAUAAUAUACAUUUUUUCACCACGUUUGUUACGUUGGUUAUUCGGGCCAAUCUUUUUUCAGGGGUAGAAUGGGGUUGGGGCCCACUGGUCAUGCUGGCAGAGCAGUUUUAGAACCGAAAUUGCUUCGCAAGAUGAAUAAAGGAUCUGUCUCAGCUUGCUCAAAGUGAUACUUGCCAUGCCUAGAACGGGAUCCCAUCUUACAAAGAGAUAUGAUUGAUCCGAUCAACCUCAACUAUUAUGGAAAUCCAUCAUUGUCAUAAUUUUGCAACAUAAAAUUUGCACAAUGUAAUUUGUAAACAAACACUGAAUUGUCAAAACAAAAUCACUGAAUGUAUGAACAUUACAUCAUAUCUAGAAAAUAUUUGGAACAGACAUGCAUUUAAGUUGUUGGUGUUGCUGGCUUUCCAUAAUUUGGAUAUUCUGGUCAAUCGAAACUCUUCGUAACCGAGACGGGGUACAGAUCGCAAUUUGAAAUGCUUUUCUUCCAAAAUAUAUAAUGUGAAACCAUGAUAAAUCACAUUUUUCAAUGUUUUUUAAAGAUUGUUUUUCGCAUUGUGUAAAUUUUGUAUCUCUGUCAACAGUGGCGUACCGUGAGUCACGGCAUUGGGGGGGGCACCAGCAAAAUUUUUGAGUCACUUAGUGAGCGCGCAAAGCGCGCUCAGUUGCCAGGUAUACUGACCUAAUAGGGACAUUUUAAGGACAGUGCCAUUAAACGGAUAUGUAUCUCACUGCUCAAAUAAUGCGAGCGCGAAGCGCGAGCUGAACAUUUUUUAUAUGCAGACCAAAAAAGGACAUUAUAUGCAAAUUUUUGUAAUCAUGAUACAUACCUGUCUCGCUCAACAAACAAUGCAAGCGCGAAGCGCGAGCUGAAUUUUUUUUUUAAUAUUGACCCCCAAACAAGGACAUGUUAAGGACUAUAUUUUAGGAAUCCAUUAAGAGUAUACAUAUCUCACCAUAGUCAUCUAAUGCGAGUGCAAAGCGCUUGCUGAUUUUGCUACAUCUAAACACAUGAAGCACUUUUUGUAGUCAUUGUAAUCAUGAUAAUACGCAUCUCACUCAUGAAAUAUUGCGAGCGCGAAGCGCGAGUUGAAAAUUUAGGAUAUUCAGACCUGAAGAGAGGCAUUCUAAGGCCUGUUUGUAAGAAUUCACUAAGACCAUACGAUACGUAUUUCACUAAGCAAAUGAUGCGAGCUGAAAAUUUUUGAUAUUCAGAUCAGAAAAAGGGACAUUUUAAGGACCGAUUUUUAGGAAUUCAUGAAGAGCAGACAUAUCUCACCAAUCUACUAGUGCGAACGUAAGCACGGACAGGAAAUGUUUUAUAUUAACCCCUUAAAAUGGGGCAAUCACUUUAAGUAGUCAUGAAAAAGAACCAUAUGUCACUACAUAAAACAAUAAUAAGUCGAAGUGCGAGGAAAUAUAUUUGGUGUAUAUUGACUUAAAAACGUUAAACAGACAAUGCGAGUACCGGGAACAAUGAAGACAUCUAGGCCUGAGCAAAAUAAAGUUAUGAAAAAAUGUUUCUUAUGUAUUAUAACAUAACAUUAUUAUAAAAUAACAUUAUAAUGAACAAUAAUUUCUUCAUUCCCACUACGUUUCUCUUCCUUUCUCCCUCUUUUUAUCCUCUUCCCCGUUUUUUUUUUUUUUUUGGCCAGCCGAUUGGGGGGGCACGUGCCCCCCAUGCCCCCCCGUAGUUACGCCACUGUCUGUCAAGUUGGAUCAGUAAAAUAGACGAAUAAAAGUUUGUUUUGAUUCAUUAUCAUUGUUUAUGUUUCCAAGUGAGGCAACGUUGUAUGUUGAUAUACUUUUCUAUUUGUCUUCCAUAGUCUUCAAACAGGAAAAUGUGCGAUUACCACAAUUGUGCCUUUUUACAGUUAUGUAUUUGAAAUAUUUCCUUUUCAAAAGGAGAACUGAUCAAAAUAUGAUUAGAAGUUGGAGCAGUUGAUAAAAUCUUCGUUAUUGAUUUAUUGUAUUUCCAAAAAUUCCUCUCCUUUGUUUUGUCAUGCUUUCAGAAUCCUUCGGUUAAAUACUCUGAUGACAGUGCAUAUUUAAAAGCCUAAAUAGAUGGUAUCUGUAUAUAUCUUGCUAUUUCCAUAUUUAGUUCAACAUAUCUGUUUAUCUGAAGAAAAAUAGUUUCAUUCAGUGAGAUUAAAUUCCUAUUUACAAUAAAUAUUUGAAA
Messenger RNA from Lytechinus pictus (painted urchin), 6286 nucleotides. Its product is annotated as abl interactor 1-like. Gene Ontology annotation, cellular component: SCAR complex; lamellipodium; actin-based cell projection. Lineage: Eukaryota; Metazoa; Echinodermata; Echinoidea; Temnopleuroida; Toxopneustidae. Gene Ontology annotation, molecular function: SH3 domain binding; signaling adaptor activity. Gene Ontology annotation, biological process: neuron migration. The transcript has 6 exons. The coding region runs from base 590 to 2344 and encodes 584 amino acids. The record is from RefSeq and is a predicted model, not a curated record.